CGAGUUUCGUGCUCUUUCAUUCCAUUCUACUUCAACCUUCCUCACCUUUUAUCUUGGUACUCUAGUUUGGUUUCCUCGGUCCCUUAGGACCAAUUUGAAUAAAUAUUUGAGUAUGUGAGCCUUUCUAUCCAAGAGUAAUGAUCUGCAAUGGGUAUCUAUUCGUUGUUGAGUUCUUAGACGUCAUCUGCUCCAUAUGUCACAGGGCUGUUGUUGAGGUUGCUGCAAUGAGAAAUCGAAGUUGUUGCUACUACCUCGGUCCGAAUUUCGUGCUCUUUCAUUCCAUUCUACUUCAACCUUCCUCACCUUUUAUCUUGGUACUCUAGUUUGGUUUCCUCGGUCCCUUGGGACCAAUUUGAAUAAAUAUUUGAGUAUGUGAGCCUUUCUAUCCAAGAGUAAUGAUCUGCAAUGGGUAUCUAUUCGUUGUUGAGUUCUUAGACGUCAUCUGCUCCAUAUGUCACAGGCAGGAUCCACCCAUAUUUAUUUUAUUUUAUUUUUGUUUGUUAAAAAUAUGUAAUUAUUUAUUUUAGACAUUGUAAAUUUAUUUAAAAUAUUUGUAGUUUUCUUAUUCAACUUAUAUUUGAGUCGGUUAGGCUUGCUUGGGGAUUAUAUUCCUGAGCGCCGAUCAUGGCUCAUUUUGGGCCGUGACAUAAACCAUUCAAAUUUAAUGUUAGAUGACUUAAAUGUUUCUCAAUAGUGGAUUGAUUUUCAUGUUAAGUUUUUUUUCUGAAAUUAUGAUUUAAGAGUUGGCAUAAUACUACUUUUAUAUAUAUAAAUAGUCCUUAAUUCUGAAAGUUUGGAUAUUCUAAAUACCAAAAAAAUAUAUAUAGAGAAAUAUUACAUAACUUUUACCAAAGAAUAAUCUUAGAAUAUUACAAUAUUUCUAAGAGUUAUACCAAAAAAAUUAUAAAACUCUUUUAUCUUUUCUUCUUCAUUUAUCCUUAUUAUUUUUACAAUAACAAACCAUCAAAGUGUACAUUAAGUACUUAGUCAUGAAUACCUCAGCCAUUCACCCUUCAGCUAAGAUUGAUUACUUAAUACGUUAAGAAGGCAGGGGAAGUCAAGUCCAUGUUUCUCACAAAGCAACUUGGUGGAAAUUAGCUGCAUAAUUAUUGAACAUGGCUGGUCCACUUAUUAAUGAAUUACAGCUAGCAAGACUUUACCUGCUUGACUCACCAAGUCAAUCCAUGAAGAAAAAUCUAUACCAUAGUUCAUGUAUUGCUUGGUUUAUUCACUUCAUUCCCAAUUGCUUGUAGUUGUUACACAUUUUAAUUCUCACAGAUGUGAAACUCUGCAAGGACUGUUAUCAUGGCAGAUCAUGAUGCAGAAUCUUGCUCCUCACAUUUCAUGUAUGAUGUUUUUCUGAGCUUUAGAGGCUUCACCCGCUACGGAUUCACGGAUCGCCUCUAUCAUGCUUUGUGUGAGAGAGGAAUCACUACCUUUAGAGAUGAUGAGAAUCUUAGAGUUGGUGAUAGAAUCAGAGACACUCUUCUUGAAGCCAUUGAAAGAUCCAGGAUGUCCAUUGCUGUGCUGUGUCAAAACUACGCCUCUUCAGCAUGGUGCUUGGAUGAACUUAUCCAAAUCAUGGAGUGCUCUAACAAAGGAACAAAACGGCCAGUUUUGCCAAUUUUUUACCAUGUGGAUCCAUCAGAUAUAAGGCAUCAGAAGAAUCAAUAUGACCAAGACAUGAAGAAGCAUGAAAGCAGAUAUGGCAAAGACUCGCACAAGGUACAAGCAUGGAGGUUGGCUUUGUAUGAAGUUAGCAAUCUAAGCGGAGAGCAUUGUAAAGCGAAUCGCUAUGAAAGUGAGAUUAUCGAGAGUAUUGUUGAAGAGGUCUUGGCAAAGCUUCCUCCUGAACCACUAUAUAUUAAGCAUCCAAUUGGUUUUGAUUCUCACUUUGAAGCGGUGGAAUCACUUUGGAAUAUCAAGUCUCAUAAUACCAUUUGCAUGUUGGUCAUUUAUGGAGAUGGUAACAAGACCACAUUUGCUGGAGAGUUGUUUAACAAGUUCCAGCAUCAAUUUCAAGCUGCGAGUUUUCUUGAUAAAGUCUCUGAAAAAUCAAGGGGAGGUGCUGAUGGCCUAGAAAAUCUCCAAAAAACACUUUUAUAUGAGAUGGGUGUGCAUGAAAAAGUUAAGUUGGGAAGCACAUUAAAAGGAUCUUUUGAUAUAAAGCAAAGUUUGCGUAAUAAAAGAGUCUUUCUAGUUCUUGAUGAUGUUGAUAGUACAGAACAGCUGGAUGCAUUGGCAGGAGGAGGUGAUUGGUUUUGUCCUGGGAGUAGAAUUGUUAUAACAACAAGAGAUGCCAAUUUCCUAAGUAAUCAAGUGUUACACGGAUUCAAGAUUGAGAGAUAUUGCAUUAAUGAAGGUGAAUUUGAUAGAAUGGAAGCUCUCGGGUCAAAUCAAAAGCAAGAUAAGGUAGUCGAGGAAGAUAUGGUGGGCUUUGUGAAUAUCUUCAAUGAUGUAACUAAGCAGUUGAAGGAAAAUGACUCAGGUGUUGAUGUUAUCUCCAUAAUAGGCAUGGGUGGUUUGGGUAAGACUACUCUCGCUAAAAAGAUUUACAACAAUAAUGAGGUGAAGAAGUUGUUCCCUUGUUGUGUGUGGGUUACUGUUUCUAAGGACUACAAAGCCAAGGAGCUUCUUCAAAGCCUUCUGAAAGGUUGUGGGUUAUCCGAGUCCAUUAAAGGCGAAGACAUAAGCGCGGAUUAUCAAAGGAGCGUGGUCCGAGAAUUCUUAGAGACAAAGAAGUAUUUGAUAGUGCUUGACAACAUAUGGGAGCCUGAAGUUUGGGAUGAGGUAGAAUGCUUUUUUCCAGAUAACAAUAAUGGGAGUGCAAUAUUGAUAACUAGCCGUAAUGAUGGUGUGGCAAACUAUACAGGAUCAAAAUCUUACUACCCUCCAUUGCUAGAUAAAGAUGAAAGCUGGAAAUUAUUCUGCAUGAAGGUGUUUAAGAGCAGAGAGUGUCCUUCUAAUUUAGAACACAUGGGUAGAUUAAUGGUCGAAAAAUGUGGAGGUUUACCACUUGCUAUUGUAACCUUAGCAGGAGUUGUUGCUAAGAAGAGAAGACUACCAGUUGAGUGGACGAGAAUCAUGCGCAACGUCCUGUGGUACGUUGACAAGGAUGAUGGCAGAGUAACAAAUGUGUUAAAGCUCAGUUAUGAUAGCUUGCCUCAAAGAUUGAAGUCUUGUUUUUUAUUUUUGGGAGUGUAUCCCGAAGAUUAUGAAAUUCCUGUGAAACGAUUGAAACAAUUAUGGAUUGCUGAAGGGUUAAUACAACCGCCGAAAAUAGGAAUAUCAGAUGGUCUAGAAGUAGAAGAUAUUGCUGAAGAGUACUUGAAUGAGCUGGUGGAUCGUAGUUUGGUGAUGGUGGUGAAAAGAAAGAGUGACGGAGGGGUCAAAAGUUGCUGGAUUCAUGACCUUCUCCUUGAUCUUUGCAUAUCAGAGAAUAGAGCUGAAAAAGGUAUAGAGAUCUGCACUGGAAAAGACAUUCCAUCCCUUGACAAUGUCGAGACCUGUAGGCUGUCCCUUCGAGGCCAGUAUUCGAAUUUACUUGAGCAGUGUGAUCUCUCCCGCGUUCAUUCUUUAAUGUGCUUUUGGGAUUAUUGCUAUUUUACAGAAACGCUGUGGAUCAAUGUAAUGAGUUUCAGUUCAGCUCGCAUUCUGGACUUUGGAAAACCCUGUUUUGGUUUAUCACCAGCGGCCCAGAACUUGGGUACACACAUCCAUUUAAGAUACUUGAGAGUAAAUCAGGGUGCAUGCGUCGAGGAUCAUCCUGAUCUCAUUUGCAGCCUUGCGAAUCUAGAAACUCUAAUUGUUGAAGACUUUUCUGAUAGGCAUUUUUUUAAGCUCCCGCAUGGAAUAUGGAGGCUCAAGAAACUGAGACAUCUUGAAGGAAGGCUACGUAUGACGAGCAAGACGGUUCCACCAAACACGUCGGGAGAAGACUGUUUGCCGAAUCUCCAAACUCUCCAACUUGUCACUCUUGAAAAAGGGCUGACAAUGUCCUCGAUUGCUAUUGGAAGAUUCCCCAAGCUGAGAAAAUUUGGUUUGCGGUGGAAUUUUGGAAGUGGAUGCACAGAGCAUGAACUAUUACAAGGCUUGCAUCACCUAAAAAAUCUAGAAGAACUAAAACUAGUGGACUUUCAUGAAUUGCCACAAGCACAUGAAUUUCCCUCCAAUAUUACCAAGAUAACGAUAAACAUAUUAAGUCCUACAGAUUGGUUCGGCUUCAACUACCGCUACAGUAGCUUGAAUACUCUAGGAGAUCUUACCCGCCUCCAUGUUCUGAAGGUAACCACACCAGUGCAUUACCUGGAGGACUCUCUUCGCUUUGCCGCUGGAAGCUUCCCAAAUCUUGAAGUGCUUCAUGUGACAAUGAUGCGUGUCAGAGAAUGGAUAUUAGAGGAAGGUGCAAUGCCAUCUCUCCAACACCUAAUCAUGGACCAGUGUUACUUGGAUGAGCUUCCAGAGCAACUGUGGUCCUUGAAUAACUUGCAAAAUGUGCGUGUUGUGGACCCACCUCGAAAAUUGGGAGAAAGCCUCCUACGUGUUAAGCCAAAGGAUGGUUGUAAGGUCAUCUUAGAAGGACAGGACACGGGAUAUUAUGAUGAUUAUGUUGUUGAAGAAGAAGAAGAAGAAGAAGAAGAAGAAAAUAGAUAGCAAGUUCAUCAAGAACAAUUUUGUGGUUUCAAAGAAGCAGACAAGGCAAGUGCACACAGUGGAUUUGCCACCAAAAUAGUGUUGUCGCUUACAAGCCCAAGAUGUUACAUAUGUGAAGGAUUGAAGAGAGAGAUUCUUAGAUGGGAUAUGCGAGAGUUAACUGGAGAGCUGUUCUAUUUUGGAUGUUGUGAGGUUGGGUCUUAGAUAUAAUCGUGUUUGUUUGGUUUUAUGUGUGAUGUAUUUUUUAAGGCACUUACUCAAAUGAAGAUGCUAAAACUAUCUUUUCAUAAAGAUACUUGUGUUAAAACUUAAAAGUGUGAUUUGUUUAUUUAGCUAUUAAACUUUGCAAUUCAUCAUCUAAUGGUAAAAAAUAAGUAUAUUUAUAUAGAGACAA
Arachis ipaensis is the source of this 5047-nucleotide messenger RNA. The record is from RefSeq and is a predicted model, not a curated record. NCBI's taxonomy places the organism in Eukaryota, Viridiplantae, Streptophyta, Magnoliopsida, Fabales, Fabaceae.